This is a messenger RNA of Vicia villosa (hairy vetch), 495 nucleotides long. RefSeq lists its product as uncharacterized. The record is from RefSeq and is a predicted model, not a curated record. Bases 1 to 495 code for a protein of 164 amino acids. Lineage: Eukaryota; Viridiplantae; Streptophyta; Magnoliopsida; Fabales; Fabaceae. The transcript is spliced from 3 exons.
AUGGGCAGUAAGCAGAAAGCUACUAGUUGCCAGAGAACUAGUGAGGGAUAUGCUCAUGCUGGUAUUGUGCGCUUCAAGUGUGGUAGAGCUGGUCAUAAGAGUAAUGUGUGUACUGCUGAAGCCAAGAGAUUGGGUCUUGUGUUGUCUUCUAUGAAUGGAGAGAUGAUCGUCGAUACUCUAGCUAAGGGAUUGGUGACUACUUCUCUUGUGUGUUUAAAGUGCCCCUUGUCGAUUUUCGACAGAGACUUUAUUGUCGAUUUUGUUUGCUUGCCGUUGAGAGGAUUGGACGUGAUCUUAGGUAUAAAUUGGUUAGAGUAUAACCAUGUUCAUAUUAAUUAUUAUGAUAAGUCGGUGAGGUUCUCUACUCCUGAAGAAGAACAUGUUGAAUUGUUGUCUGCUAGACAAUUGCGCCUGUUAAUAAAAGAAGAAGUGCAAGUGUUCGCAUUGGUGGCAUUGUUGUCUAUUGAGAAUCAAGCUAUAAUUGAUGAGUUGUAA